GUGCCUAGGGAAUGACAGGCAUCCCUUCAGGCUGCCUGACCCCACCUUUGGCUGCAGCCUAGCCAUUGGCUGCUUAUUAGAAUAAAUUGAGGACAAUGCAUACCACUGGCUGCCAAUUUUAAACAUAAGGGAUAUGUAUUCACUUAGCACUGACUUUUGGGAGGGGCCAAGGAGCGAGUGUAGUUCUAUGGACUAGGCUUGUGGGGCUUAGACCGUCUGGGAGCCUCUUGUGCAGUGCUCCUGCUUCCACAGGCAGUUCGUCCUUACCUGUACCUGUUGGAAAACGGUUUCCGCUGCUGAGUGAUCACCUACACCAGGUGCCGCAGGACUGUCACUCUAAAUUAAUCUCAGCCUUCAGUCUCUGGCACGCAACAAACCAGCUUUGAAGCAUCCACCCAGUUGGGUCUCUCUCAGUCUGAUUUGGGGAGUUUAUCCAAGCCUGAAUAUACGCCAUGGACGACUUUGAACGUCGUAGGGAGCUCAGGAGGCAGAAACGAGAGGAGAUGCGUCUAGAAGCAGAGAGAUUAGCCUAUCAAAGAAAUGACGAUGACGAGGAAGAAGCCGCCAGAGAACGCCGCAGGCGAGCCCGGCAGGAAAGACUGCGGCAAAAGGAAGGUGAUGACAUACCAGGGCAAAUGAUAGAGAAGCCCGAAGUCAAUGCCCAGAACAACCUUACAGAAGAAGAUACCAAAAGUACUAUGACUACAAUUACCACUGUUACAAAUACUCAAGGUGACGGGGAUGACGAUGCGGUGUUCUUGGAAAGGUUAGCGAAGAGGGAAGAAAGGCGCCAGAAACGUCUUCAAGAAGCCAUGGAGCGCCAAAAGGAAUUUGACCCAACAAUUACUGACGAGAGCCUGUCGUUCACCAGCGGAAAAGUGGUGAACAACGUCGAAGAAAAUGAGACCCCGGAGAAAGAGGAGAAGGUGGAAACCCACAGAAGACGCUACGAGGUGGAGGAAACUGAAACCAUCACCAAAUCGUACCAAAGGAAUAACUUGAGGCAAGAUGAGGAAGAGGAGAAGAAAGAGGAGGAAGACAAGGAGGAGGAACAAGACGAGAAGCCAAAGCAAAGAAUCAUAGAGGAUAAUCAGGUAGAAGUAACAUUAGAAAAGAAAAUGGUAGAUGAUGAUGAGGGAGCUGUGGUGUUGAAAGUACAGCGUCUUGAGGUAAACGCCGAUGAGCAAAAAGUAGAGAAUGACACAGAUGCCCUAGCUGGCAGUGGAGGGGCCGUAAGCAUCACAGUAGCCUUAGAACAAAGGAAAGAUAAAGAGGAUGAGGAUGAAGCAGAAAAGCAAAAAAUAGAGGAGAAGGAGAGGCUUGAGAGAGAGGAAAUGGAGAGAGCUAAAGCAGAACAGCAAAGGAGAGCCGAGGAGGAGGAGGAGGAGAGAGAGAGGCUUGAAGCAGAGAAAAGGGCAGCUGAGGAAAAAGAGAGGCUAGAAGCAGAAGAAAGGGAAAGAAUCAAAGUAGAGGAACAACAGAAAGCUGAGGAGGAGAGAAAGAGGGUUGAGGCAGAGAGGAAAAGAGCUGCUCAGGAGAAAGAGAGGCGUGAAGCUGAGGAGAGGGAGAGGAUUAAGGCUGCCGAAGAGAAAAAGGCGGCUGAAGAAAGAGAGAGGGCAAAGGAAAAGGAAAAAAAGGAGGCUGAGGAGCGGGAGCGGGCCAAGGCAGAGGCUAAGAGGGCAGCUGAAGAAAAGGCUAAGCUGGAAGAGGAAAGGUUGAAGGCGAAACAAAAGACUGAGGGGAAAAAGGUAGAUCAGGCGAAAGGGAAGAAGGUAGAAGAGAAGAAGACAGAAGACAAGCAGGUAAAAGAGAAGAAAGUACAAGAGGAAAAAACCACAGCAGCUUUCCUGAGAAAACAGGGGGAAGAAAAAGAGGGAAAAGUGGAAGCUAAAAAAGAAAAGCUACAAGAUGAGAAACUGCGGCCGGCCUUCAGAAAAGAGGAGCAGAUAAAAGACAGCAAGGUGAACCGAGACAAAACACCCAAGGAAGAGGUUAAACCUGCCUGGGACCGCAAGAAAGGACUUCCUGAGUCAAAGCCACAGAAUGGGGAGCGUUUCCCGGAAUUCUCCACUCACAAACUGAAACAUGCAGAGAAUGCUUUUAGUCGCCCAGGCUUCAAAACCGCCUCAGAUGCUGACGAAGCCAAGCCAGUGUCCCACGCGGAGGCCGGCAAGCGGGUGGAGGAACUGCGUCGUCGCCGAGGCGAAAACGAGAGCGAAGAGUUUGAGAAGUUGAAGCAAAAGCAACAGGAGGCGGCUGUGGAACUGGAAGAGCUGAAAAAGAAACGCGAAGAGCGUCGGAAGGUUCUGGAAGAAGAAGAGCAGAGGAGGAAGAGAGAGGAGGCGGAAAGGAAAACUCGGGAGGAGGAAGAAAAGAGGCGGCUGAAGGAGGAAAUUGAGAGGAGAAGGGCGGAAGCGGCUGAGAAACGCCAGAAGAUGCCAGAGGAAGCUGUGACCGAUGAGAAGCCGUUUAAAUGUUUCACCCCUAAGGGUUCCUCUCUCAAGAUAGAAGAACGUGCAGAGUUCUUGAACAAAUCUGCCCAGAAAAGUGGUAUGAAACCCACCCACACGACCACGGUUGUCUCCAAAAUAGACAGCAGGCUGGAGCAAUACACCAGUGCAAUUGAGGGCAACAAAGCCCUGAAGGCCGCCAAGCCAGCAGCCUCCGACCUCCCGGUCCCUGCCGAGGGCGUUCGUAACAUCAAGAGCAUGUGGGAGAAAGGCAACGUCUUCUCGGGGGCCUCUGGCACAGGGACACCCAAUAAGGAAACAGCUGGGCUGAAAGUCGGCGUCUCCAGUCGCAUCAAUGAAUGGUUAACUAAGACCCCGGAAAACAGCAAAUCGCCUGCUCCAAAACCAUCUGACUUAAGACCCGGAGACGUAUCUGGCAAACGCAACCUCUGGGAGAAGCAGUCAGUGGAGAAGGCCACAUCUCCCACAAAGGUCGCAGCAGUGGGGAAAAAGUCAGAGACCAAUGCAGGUUUGAGACAAUUCGAAAAGGAACCCUAAGGAAGCCAUGAAUGAUGCUGAACCAACUCGGUUUUAAAAACGGAAAGUGCUAAAUUUGUCCCUCUGUUUUUAUAUAUAUUUAUGUUUGUUUACCAAAAGGCCUUUUUGGGGGGGUUGGGUUAUUUCCCCCCCUGUUGCAUUAUCCCAUUUUUAAAAGAACCGUGUAUAUUAGCACUGUAUUUAAUAACCAGUCUUGAAACAUUCAUCCUAAUAGUAGUGCCUUUGAACAAGAGCCUUAUUCCUAAAAGAAACCCAUGCUGUGAAAUAAGAGACACUUCUACUGAUUAGCUCUAACGAAUUGUGUGUCUUCAGAAACGAUGUUCAGCCCGCAAAAGAGGGGCACCGUUCACUGUGUGCUCCUCCUGCUUGUAUACCAUUGCGAGUGACAUGAGGUGAGCACAGGAUCAGGAUUGGGUCAUUCAAAACAAAGAGUCUGAUAACGGGCUUUUUUUGAGGGAGACGUCUGAACAGGCUGUUUGCCGCUGUCUGCUUACUGAAAGUAAAAGGGUUUGGUGCAAUUCCCUGCCAGACUCUCCCGUGCAAGCCCAUUCCAGUGCACAGAGACAUCAUGGCACGUAAUAUACAUGCUUCCCGAUGGCGUGCCACCUUUCAUGGAGGAGAAACCUCUGGUCCACAACACCAGACGCUUCAUGAAUGAAGAGGGUACGCUACUCUGAUGUCCUGUUGCAAGCAUGCCUGAUCUCACCCUUUUGCGGUUUUUUUUGAAGGGGAGGGAAGAAUUCAUGCGACUGGAUUAUAACUAUGGGGCAUCCUCUUCAUACAUGAGGUCAUGUGCAUGGCGGAGGUGUGUGGGGCAAGUGUGCUUGUCCACUCUGCGAAAACAAAUGCCACGAAUGGGGAGAAUGUAGGAAAUGGGGGUUAGAAGACCCCACGCAAAUGCCAUUCACCCCCAUAGGAGAUCCAGAUAGAAUGGGACCCACAAUUCAUUCUUUCUUUCUUCAUUUCUGCACUUUAGAUUGAGGCAUGGAAGAAAUACCUUUAGGCUGCAAUCUUAUACCCACUUACCAGGGAGUAAGCCCCAUGGUAGUCAAUGGGACUUACUUUUGAGUAGACAUGGAUAAGAUGGCACUGUUAGUUGACUAUUCCACCCCCGCCUUGCCCAUGUCAAAUCUGCAUCAACAAGUCGAAACAUGUUUUGUAGUUUUAAGUAUGCUUUUAAAAUUCCUAUAUAGUUUUAAGUUAAUAACCUGAAUUUGGACGAUUGCGGUUGACAGUGGUACUGAUAACUUCUCUCUCUCUCUCUCUCUUUCUUUGUUAGCUGCAAUUUUAGAAUAUAUACAUAUAGCUUUACAAAACUUAGCUGUAAGGCACUACUAAUGGUAGAAGGCUUUUAAUACCUGCUAGAGUACUAUAUUUAGUUAUAAACUUACAUAACUAGCCAAUAUCACAACUUUUUUUUUUAAAAAAAAUACACACUUUUUAUAUUAAGAUUUCAUAAUUGCCAUUAGGCAAAUGGCAAGAGAAGUAUUAGAUUUUUU
This is a messenger RNA of Elgaria multicarinata webbii, 4507 nucleotides long. RefSeq names its product caldesmon 1 (gene CALD1). Gene Ontology annotation, biological process: angiogenesis; muscle contraction; actin filament bundle assembly. The record is from RefSeq and is a predicted model, not a curated record. Bases 453 to 3008 code for a protein of 851 amino acids. Gene Ontology annotation, molecular function: actin binding; myosin binding; calmodulin binding. Lineage: Eukaryota; Metazoa; Chordata; Lepidosauria; Squamata; Anguidae. The transcript is spliced from 16 exons. Gene Ontology annotation, cellular component: actin cytoskeleton.